Clarias gariepinus (North African catfish) is the source of this 2431-nucleotide messenger RNA. RefSeq names its product solute carrier family 35 member F5-like. Gene Ontology annotation, biological process: regulation of peptide transport. Lineage: Eukaryota; Metazoa; Chordata; Actinopteri; Siluriformes; Clariidae. The transcript is spliced from 16 exons. The coding region runs from base 202 to 1605 and encodes 467 amino acids. The record is from RefSeq and is a predicted model, not a curated record.
AAACAUCAGCAGCGUACCUAAAAGUCAUGUAAAUAUUUACUGCACCAGUUGAGCUGCUUUUUUUCUGACAAAGAAUAUUUGUUCUGCUCCGGUUCAUGAAGAAGAAGGAUUCAGAAACAGACUGCAGGUACAGACUGUGAUGUGUUUCUGGUGUUGCAUCGUGGAGAGAGAGGCUGGCAGAGACAGGCGCAUCCAAUUCUAAUGCGCCCAGCACGGAUGAAUUGGGGACUAUGUGGUGCCCAGAAGAGGAGGUUGGUGCUGGGUGUCAUUGUCCUGUUGCUUGUGGACAUAAUCUGGGUUGCUUCAUCCGAACUCACUGUAUAUGUGUUUGUGCAGCAGCAGUACAGCAAGCCCUUUUUCAGCACGUUUGUGAAGACCUCCAUGUUCAUAGUGUACCUGCUGGGCUUCCUGUUCUGGAAACCAUGGAGACAGCAGUGUGCAACCCGACAGCAACGUGGCAUAUCUAUUUCUGAUGCUGAUCCACCUGUGAUUGCUGUCGGCACUGAAAACAACUAUAAUAAUUCCCUAAGUGAGCCACUGUAUGUGCCGGUGAAGUUUCAGGAUGUUCCUGAUAACAGCCUCAGUCGAGAGUCUAAGACUCCUGCAAGGAAGCAGAGAGUGAGGUUCAGCAAUGUCAUGGAGGUACGAGAACUUCCUCACUCUCAGGCUUUAGAAGCCAAACUGUCUCGAAUGUCUCAUGCUGCCACUUCACUCAGGAUUAUGGGUAAACUCAGCAUCAGUGCUGUGGCCAAAAUCAGCUUCUUCUUCUGUUUUGUGUGGUUCUUGGCUAAUCUAGCCUAUCAGGAAGCUUUAACAGACACACAGGUGGCUAUAGUAAACAUUGUGUCAUCCACCUCAGGUCUCUUCACAUUGAUCUUGGCAUCCAUAUUUCCCAGCAAUAGCAGUGAUCGUUUUACACUUUCCAAACUGCUUGCUGUUAUUCUCAGCAUGGUGGGAGUGGCUGUGGUCAGUUUCUCCGGGAUGGACAGGUCUAGUGGAAAAGGCAUUAUUGGCUCUCUCUGGUCACUGCUGGGAGCGAUCUUGUAUGCUGUCUACAUUGUAAUGCUAAAGAGGAAAGUUGACCGAGAGGAGAAGCUUGAUAUUCCGAUGUUCUUCGGCUUUGUGGGCUUGUUUAGCCUGCUGCUGUUAUGGCCUGGCUUUGUGCUGCUGCAUUACUCUGGGUUGGAGCUGUUCGAGAUGCCUAAUCGGAUGGUAAUCAGCUACAUCCUCAUCAACGGCUUAAUUGGGACUGUGCUCUCGGAGUUCCUCUGGUUAUGGGGCUGUUUUCUCACUUCAUCUCUAAUUGGGACACUGGCUCUGAGUUUAACAAUCCCACUGUCCAUCCUGACUGAUAUAUGCUUGCAGAAGACGAGUUUCUCUUGGUUAUUCUUUGCUGGAGCAGUUCCAGUUUUUCUCUCCUUUUUCCUGACUGCACUCCUGAGCCAGUACAAUAACUGGGACCCAGCGAUGGUGGCGCUGCGGAGAGUUUUCUCCUUUUUCUGCCGCAAGCACAGGAUUCACAGAUUAGCAGAGGACAGUGAGCAGUGUGAGAGCCUCAUCCCUUUACAGAGCUCUGCCCUGGAUAACAGAGGUUUCUGCUCUUGAUUAACAUUUUAAGAGGAACUGAGAAGCAGCAACGGACAAUCUAAAACCUGCCAUUGUGCCUCGUAUCACUUCUUCCUUCUCUUCACAUAUACUGAAGACCUGUGAUUGACCAUUCUUAUCCUCAUUUUGUUGGCUGUGAUAUCUCAGGGCCAAAAACUACGCCCAAGCAAGCAGCCUUUAUCAGCCAUGAUGGAUGAUCCAGACACACUGACUGACUUUCCAAUCACAGUAUCACAAUCCGAGCCCUUCCCAAGUAAAAAUGGGAUUGUGAUCAGUAGCUUCUGAGCUCUUGUAGUAACACUUUGUGUGUGUGUGUGUGUGUGUGUGUGUGUGUGUGUGUGUGUGUGUGUGUGUGUGUGUGUGUGUGUGUGUGUGUGUGUAAAAAUAGGAUUGUGAUCAGCAGAGUCUGAGCUCUUGAAGUAACACUUUGUGUGUGUGUGUUUGUGUGUGUGUGUGUGUGUGUGUGUGUAUGUUUUCAUCAGUAUCUUACAACAUAAAUUUAUACAGACUGCACACACUACAUAGUUAUUGUUUCGCAUUUUGAUGUACAUGCAGAUUUGCUGGUUUCAAAUCACCAAUACUCCCAUGAAGUAUAAAUAGCCUAUAAUCUUUUUAAUCUUUGUACUGUAGAUAGUGUCUAGAUGUCAAGGUCCUAGUAAAACUCGCACAAUCCCAUUUACCAUUGAAGGAAAACACUAAAGCCAUGUACUAUUGUAAUUAAUACAUUGUGUGUAUAAAUUACCAUUUAAAUGUAAUUAAUACAUUUUGUGUAUGAAUUACUAAUUAUAAUCCAAUACAAGUAAACACUAUAGAAUGUAUGUAUUCU